AUGGCUGCCUCAACACUGGCGUACGGAUAUGGCGGGACGUUCGCGUCGCGCUUUGCAGCCGAAGCCUUCUCCUCCUUCCCGGUCCACCACGCUGGCAUCCCACGACCCGAUGAGAACAGUCCGGCCGACGAUGUCAUCGCGCCUGGAGAUACCACACGGUCGAGCAGCACUGGGAGGCCCAAGGAACGAAGAACUUUGUGGAUGGGGGACCUUGACCGAGCUGAGCUACCGGUUGACGAAGCCUACGUCAGGAAUGACAUGUUUCUCGAGUUUAAUGCGUUUAUUACCCACGUGCGAGUCUGCAGAGAUAGAAUAACACGGCUACCGUCGUUCGGGUUCGUUGAGUUCGCUACGGAGAAGCACGCUAGUUACGUUCUAGAGCAUAUGAAUGGUCGAUUCGUUCCUGGUCGAUGCCAUAAGUACAAGCUGAAUUGGGCAAACUUCAAUCUGACCGAAAAACCUGAGACGAAAGCAACCUUCUCAAGGCCUCCAGAGCUCAGUCGGCCCCCGGGGGAGAGUGUGUCCAGGUCUUCUGAUUCAGCUGGAAUCGGUCGUGGAUUUGGGUUUGUGCACUUUCGCGACCCCGACGAAGCUGAGCGCGCUCUAGGAGAAAUGAAUGGUGCCAUUUGCCGGGGUCGUCGAAUCCGUGUAAAUCGGUCCAACAACAGUCGAGCUUCGGCCCAAGGCACAUCUCAGGAUCCUUCAGUUCAGUCAGCGAUGGCGAAAUUGUAUGCUGCGACGGCCUAUCAGGCACAGAAAAUAGCUCAAGACUAUUGUGGAGGUUUUGUGCCGACAAAGAGGAAACGUGGUGUCCUGGCAGGCGGCACAACGGCGAAGGUUGUAGUCAGGGGUCUGGAUCCUUUUUGCUCUGAGGAAGAAGUUGAACGGCAUUUGUCUCACUUCGGUGAGAUCAUUCAAACCAAAGCCGUUCCAGGAGGUAAAGCCUAUGUGACUUUUGCGGAGCAGCAAGCAGCAGAGAAUGCAGUUACCUACCUCAGUGGGUGUUUCAUUGGUGCGAAUCGAGUUGGCUUGGAGCACGCCGACGCUCAGCCUCCUGAGAACGGUGGACCGGCGUCUGAGGGACAGAACAGGGACGGCGUCUACUAUUGGCCGCAAACGGUUGCGAGCAUGAACUUAACUGCCAAUGACGGCGGCUGCUGUGCACCCUCCAGCUACGGCACAAGCUGUUUCCGGCUUACUGGCGCAUCUGGUUGGAAUGCUAGCGGUUCCAACUACGUUGGAGCGAUACAGGGCUGGGGAGAAGUAGCAGGCUCAGCGGAUACCCAGCCGGUCUACAACGCCUGCUCUACUGUUGCCGAUAUGGACUGGCAGCCUGAUUCUCUACGGUACGCCCAAAAUGCUGCCUCCGGAGACUGUGGCGGCGCUGGUCAGAUUCCAGGGCUUAUGAUGAACGGUGGCCUUAUUGCAGAUCCGCUGACACUGGCUACAAUUGCAGCCCAAAAAGAGAUUGAGAAUAGACAACGUGAGCACGCCAAAAGGAAAGGUUUAAUUGCUGCGUCAGACGCCGAGUUAUCGGGCGGUCUCUUUCAUGACGUCGAUCCUGCCAUGGUUCCUGCGGAUCUGCUGCCUGCGCCGAUGAUGGCGGACCAGGCUAUUCUCACCAAAGGUACUCUAGAGCGGCACACAUUCGUUAGCAGUAACCCCCUUUUCUCCUCCACUUUGAGGCUCCGCGGUCCCAGUGACGACGAUGGCUUCAUGGAACUGAUAGACGAAGCAGAAGGAUGCGAAGCAGUGAUCAAAAGCGACCAUGAAAGACUUGUCGCGGCGAAGCAGAAAGCAAAGGCAAGGAUGCAUGAGGAGGACCAUGAAAUCCUGUACGGUACAACGUACACUGGCCAUCUCCCCCUCUAA
Messenger RNA from Neospora caninum, 1872 nucleotides. RefSeq lists its product as hypothetical. Gene Ontology annotation, molecular function: mRNA binding. The coding region runs from base 1 to 1872 and encodes 623 amino acids. NCBI's taxonomy places the organism in Eukaryota, Apicomplexa, Conoidasida, Eucoccidiorida, Sarcocystidae. The transcript has 2 exons. Gene Ontology annotation, cellular component: cytosol. The record is from RefSeq and is a predicted model, not a curated record.